Aspergillus aculeatus ATCC 16872 is the source of this 4551-nucleotide messenger RNA. RefSeq lists its product as uncharacterized. Gene Ontology annotation, biological process: transsulfuration. NCBI's taxonomy places the organism in Eukaryota, Fungi, Ascomycota, Eurotiomycetes, Eurotiales, Aspergillaceae. Bases 1 to 4551 code for a protein of 1516 amino acids. The transcript has 6 exons. The record is from RefSeq and is a predicted model, not a curated record. Gene Ontology annotation, molecular function: pyridoxal phosphate binding; carbon-sulfur lyase activity. Gene Ontology annotation, cellular component: cytoplasm.
AUGUCCACAGAGGACCCUUUUGCUUUCCUCGGCGAGGAACAGAAACAGACCCACGGCAAGAAGCCGCAUUGGAGGGAGAAAUUGUUUUCCAAGGACAAGAAAGCCAGAGGAUCUACAGACCAACAGAUUGAGGCAUUCUUGGGACCUACUCGCUCCAAGUCUCUGUCCUACGGUGCAACAACCACUCAGCGCGAACUGCGGCCGCUGCGUCCGGAUGCUGCCAGUCGCUGGCCCUCUGCCCAGGAUGUGCUCAGUGCCUCGUCCUCAAUCGCCGCUGCCCAUGUUGUUACUCCAGUAGCGGACUUCACAAAACCCCCAUACAAGAGUCGUCCUCGAAAAGGAGUGAAGGUGAGGUUUGCCGAUCGGAAGCCUGAAGUCAUCGGAGAAGGAGGAGACGAGGUAGAGGUUCCAACAAUGGAAAUAUCUUUGUGUCGAAACAGAGCUCAAAGCCUGGAAUCAACCGAGUCAGACAGCCAGUCCGAGCCGGAAGCACCUCCUCAAUUGCGUCUCGACACCUCGUUCGGAGGAAAUGAUGCGCCUAAGCCCCGUGAAAAAAGCCGCGAACAUCCUAAGGCACUAGCACUUGGAACGAGAGCAGAGGACUGGAAACCUCUUCUCCUCCAUAAUGCCCAGGAUGCGGAUUUCUUGAUGACCCUGAGUCUGGGAGAAAGAGGCUCCCGUCUGUCAUUUAGAGCCUCCCCAGAGUCGAAUUCGUUUGCGCAACGCGUUCGGGCGAAGAUGCAAGCUGAGGAGGGUCUUGCUUUGCAACAUCGACUCUCGGAUCCUAUGUCGCCCGGCGAUGAGAACGAAACUCAAUCUCCGGCUCUAAGAGUUCCGGAUAGCCCUAGUUCGACCUACGAGACGCCGCCGAUUUCUGAGACAGAGCCAACCCCUCCGGAAAACCCAUUCAAAGACUCUCCGAGUCCUCCCUCGGUCACCCGGUCUGUGGCGUCGGAGAGACCUGUUCUUUCUCCGGUUCUGUCAACAAGUAGCAACAUGCAGACUCUUUCCUCCCCGAUCCGCCAGCCGAAUCCUAACCUACCCGUUCCAGAAGUUGCAAGCCGACCGUCUAGUAUAGACGCGCGAGAAACCUCUCGCAGUCCACAGCCGCCGAAGUUUUCUCUCAAGUCUAUUGCCAAUCAGCUAGGUGACACUGCUUUCGCAGACUUGAAGGGGUAUGUGAUACAAUUUCGGGACCCAAUUGAGAUUGCCGCCGAAAGUGCAAAGCCACUUGUUGGAACCCCACUCUCAGAAUGGAUGAGGGCAGCCUUGUGGUGGUUUCUGCGUGGAAAAAAGAGACUAGAAGCCUAUGCGCGAUCGCGCCCUUCGAGUUCGAGUUCUGGUGUCCGGUCACCCCAGACUCGACCCGCAGAGAGCGCGAAGCAAGCGGUCGUUGAUCUCGCCAAGGCAUUGUGGAUUACGGAGAACAUCGUCCCUCAACAUGAGGAGCUGGCUCGAUACGGUUCGAUGAGUGUGGAUGCUUUGCUUGCUGUGGCAAGUACGACUGGGAACAAGGAGCUGGCAGAUCUUCUAAGCCUGAGUCAAACCAUAUCGAAUCAUUUGCGGUCGUUGGCAAUGUCUAUCAAGAGGAACAAUAUUCUGAUGACUCUGGCGCAGGAACGUUCUCCGAGUGACAUUGACAGCACCGUCUGGGUCCAGUAUCCUGCUUUUGCGCCCGAUGUUGCUGCGAUUUUAUCGGGAACGGCGACGAAAUCUCUCCUAGCUGACACCUCUGGGAAAGCACACAGCUUCGUGCAGAUGAUGCCACUUGGCGAUACAAACCGCUAUUUCAGCUAUGGAAGCAUGUUUGUCGACGUCUGUAUCACAUCGAGCGACGAUGAUGACAAGCAACAUCCUAUACCAUGCGCUUUGUCUAUAAUCCGGGAUAGGGCUGACUGGUACGUUUUUGCGGCCAUAACCAGCCAGAGCGAUCUGGUCAAUAUCGUGAUACAAUCCGAUAAGAAGAAUGGUCCUACGUGGGAAAGUGUUAAUUGGCACGUCCGAUCACACUCAAUGCGCGUUAAGCUUCCCCGCGGUUUUGAGUUACAUGUUCAAUUCCUGGAAGAGGAUUUUAAGAACAUCUGGAACAUUGUUCAGUACACCUCCAAGACCGAAGCGAGUCUCAAGCCAGAGAAAAACGAGACAUUGAUUUACGAGAACACCCUCAAGACUUUCCGCUACAUUGACUCUGUAACUCCCAAAGCUUUCCCUUCCGAGCCUGUGGAAAGAUGUCGCGUACGCCUCUUCGAGAGAAAUGUACCGUUGACUGAGGGCACAGGCCAGCGUAUGCAGCACCAGGGCUUCCGGAUAGCGAUACUUACCAGUCCGAAAAUCAAGACUCUGAGCAGUGUGCGUCACAUUCUCGGAAGUGGCACCCCUAUAGUCUUCGGCCUUCUCCGUGGUGACGAUGGGGCACCCGCUCUUCUUCUGAAAGUCAAAGAGGAUGGUAGAACCAGGUCUAUGCUGAUGGCAUUCGAAGAUCUCGAAGAGCGAACAAUGUUGCAUUCUCUCCUGUUGGGAAUCCUUCCGCAGGAACGGGAAGCGAAAUCAUCGGAUAUCUCUAUUCGGGCCUUUACACUUGAGCAGCCCGCGGAUCGAGCUGCGGGAAAACCAGCUAAGGAACAUAUCCAAUUCCCCGCUGGCACGAUCUCGAUCAUCGAUGAGCAGUAUACACGACCGGAUCAUGGUUAUGGUCCUACCGUUCUUUCGGAGCAUUUGCGUGCCUUCAUCGCGACGGAGUGGGGUUCGGUUACGGACCGUCUCAAUCUCGGCCCUGGUGAGUUGAAGCUUGGUCUUGAUGUCAACAAUCGAACAGGCCUUAGCCUAUAUCGACCAGGCCAGAGAGAUCUUACUGUUUCCGUUGCGGAGAACAUGGUAAUUCCCGAGAUGCCUGAUAAAUUGACCGAUUCUCUCUCCAAAAUCAUGGCAAUCCCGACAAUUCGACGCUUCGACUUUGCAACCGUGCAAGAUCUCCACACAUUUCAACAGGCCGUGACAGGGUUCAAGGUGCUUUUUGAUAGUGUGGCCUCAUCAUUCGCCAUAUCACGGCGUCGUAUGGUGGUUCCCAUCACCAAGAAAUGGGAAUCGAGCCUCGCCCGGGUCCAGGUUAUUCGCCGGGACAGAGUCGUGCAACUGGUGGCUUUCCUGAGCGAUUUCCAGUAUGGCAGAUGUAUGAACUUCGUUCUCAAGGGCACAGACACUCUCGAGCCGUUCGGCAAAUCCGGCAAAUUCGGCGUCCGCAUUGUCGAUGCUAAAUUUGCGUUGCCGAAACCCGACGACGAUCCUGCCUCCAACUUUGUUUCUCUGGAUACACCUGAUUACCCAAUGGAGCAUGACGAUAUCUCGAUUGCCUUCGACUCUGAAGCAGAAAUGGGAACUUCCACGCGCUCACUCCAUGCGGAUGAUGCUCUAAAUGUGGUUUCAGAUGUUGCUCCUCCAAUUCACGUUGCCACUACUUUCCGGUACUCCGAUAACCCUGACGAUCUUGUGCCCUUCGCAGACCUUACAGACGACAACGAGCGGGACAAAACAGCACACAUAUACUCGAGAUUGUCGGCUCCCAGUUCUACGCGCUUUGAAGCCAUUCUCUCAUCCCUUCUCAAUGGCGAGGCCAUCAGCUACUCUUCCGGCUUGUCAGCCCUGCAUGCUGCCCUAACGCUGCUCAACCCUCGCCGUAUCGCGAUUGGAAAUGGCUACCAUGGGUGUCACGGUGUGAUCGCACUUUUCAGCCGCGUAACUGGACUUCAGAAGCUGGACCUCGACUGUCCCGCGGAGCAAUUGGAAGCAGGUGAUGUAAUCCACUUGGAAACGCCGGUGAAUCCCGAGGGAACCGCAUUCAAUAUCGAAGCAUACGCCAAGAAGGCGCACUCGCGAGGGGCGUACCUUAUCGUCGACGCUACGUUUGCACCUCCGUUCCUCCAAGAUCCGUUCAAGUGGGGCGCCGAUCUGGUCUUGCAUUCGGGGUCCAAAUAUUUUGGGGGCCACAGCGAUGUUUUAUGCGGUGUGCUUGCCACUCAGCGCGAGGACUGGGCUAAGCAACUACUUCAGGACCGGAUCUUCCUGGGCAGCGUUAUGGGGAAUAUGGAGAGCUGGCUGGGUGUGAGGAGCCUGCGGACUCUCGAAGUGCGGGUUCAACGCCAGAGCGAGAACGCGACUAAGCUUGUUUCGUGGCUACAUCAAGCGCUUUCCGACCAGAACCCUGCUUCUGGUAGCGACGAGGCUUUGGUUCAGGCAGCUCUUGACAGUGUGCUUCACGCGAGUCUGCAGAAGGGAGAUGAGUCGUGGUUGUUGAAGCAGAUGCCUAAUGGAUUUGGACCUGUCUUUUCGAUUAUCACGAAGACGGAAGAUUACGCUCGCAAACUCCCUAGCAAGCUUGCUUUCUUCCAACAUGCUACUAGCCUUGGAGGAGUUGAAACGCUUAUUGAAUGGCGGACUAUGUCGGAUACCACAGUCGAUCGCCGGUUGCUGCGGAUUAGUGUUGGUUUGGAGAAUUGGGAGGAUCUUCGCCAGGACUUGGUGACUGCAUUCAAAGCUUUAACCGAGAGCAACUAG